Bombyx mori (domestic silkworm) is the source of this 1632-nucleotide messenger RNA. It is a transcript of the gene Trhn, whose product is annotated as tryptophan 5-hydroxylase 1. Gene Ontology annotation, molecular function: iron ion binding; tryptophan 5-monooxygenase activity. Lineage: Eukaryota; Metazoa; Arthropoda; Insecta; Lepidoptera; Bombycidae. Gene Ontology annotation, cellular component: neuron projection. The record is from RefSeq and is marked provisional. Gene Ontology annotation, biological process: aromatic amino acid metabolic process; serotonin biosynthetic process.
AUGAGUGGUUCGGGAAAAGGUCUUCUAGGUCUUUGGCUCUAUAGAAACGGUUCUGAUUGGCAAGUAAAGAAUGAAUCUCCACACCAUCCUAAGCUCGGAGAGCUUCAUGCAGCAAGAGUCCAGGCUCAAGCAGAAAGCGAACGUAUUUCGGUGAUGUUUACAUUGAAAAACCAAGUUGGCGGACUAGUUCGGGCCUUAUCCGUUUUCCAAGACUUGGGUAUUAACGUUCUCCACAUUGAAUCCAGAAAAUCUAUGACUGAAGUUUCAUCUGCCGACAUCCUCGUGGACGUGGAGUGUGAUCCCCAAAGAAUGGAGCAACUGAAGAGGAUGCUAAAACGAGAAGUCCAAGACUUUGAGGUUGUACCACCGCAGACUGGUGAUGAGUUUCCUCCUCCAACGCCUAUGUCUGCUGCGGCAAGCUUCGAUUUCGGUGAGAUGCCCUGGUUUCCACGAAAGAUAUCUGACUUGGACCGCGCCCAAAACGUCCUCAUGUAUGGUUCGGAACUGGACGCCGAUCACCCUGGCUUCAAAGACCCGAUAUAUAGGAAACGCCGUGAACAGUUUGCGGCAAUCGCCAAUAACUAUAAGUAUGGCCAUCCGAUCCCGAAGGUGCAGUAUACUGAAACAGAAAUCAAAACAUGGGGAAUUGUGUUCCGUGAGCUUCACAAACUUUACCAGAAACACGCUUGUCCUGAGUACUUAGAGAACUGGCCCCAACUUGUCAAGUACUGCGGCUACAGGGAGGACAACUUGCCUCAGCUAGAAGAUGUGAGUUCAUUCUUGAAACGAAAAACUGGCUUUCAAUUGCGCCCUGUUGCCGGCUAUCUCUCGCCGAGGGACUUUUUAUCGGGUCUUGCUUUCCGUGUUUUCCACUGCACCCAAUACAUUCGUCACUCGUCUGAUCCUUUCUACACUCCGGAACCCGAUUGCUGCCAUGAACUUCUCGGGCACAUGCCGCUGCUAGCUAAUCCAAGUUUCGCGCAAUUCUCUCAAGAACUCGGCUUGGCGUCUCUCGGCGCGUCUGAUGCAGACAUAGAUAAAUUGGCUACCUUGUAUUUCUUCACGGUUGAAUUUGGCUUGUGUCGUCAACCGGAUGGCUCUUUUUGCGUUUACGGAGCUGGACUGCUUUCGUCUGUGGCUGAACUCCAACAUGCCCUCACUACGCCGGAAAAAAUAAAGCGUUUCGACCCCGAUAUUACUGUACAUGAAGAAUGCAUCAUCACUUCAUACCAAAACGCUUAUUAUUAUACCGAUUCCUUUGAAGAGGCGAAGGAGAAAAUGAGAGCAUUUGCUGAAAGCAUACAACGCCCUUUUGGAGUCAGAUACAAUCCAUACACUCAAAGCGUCGAGGUACUGAGUAAUGCACAGAAGAUUACUGCUCUGGUCUCUGAGUUACGAGGAGAUUUGUGCAUUGUGUCUUCGGCUAUAAAGAAAAUAUCAGCUCAGGAUUCGACAUUAGAUGUAGAGUCGAUUGCUAAUAUGCUUCAUACUGGUCUUCAGGUUCACGAUCGGAGUCCACAGAGCACGUCUGGAGCGAGCACUCCUAAUUCUGAACGCGGUACUUCGCCAGCAAGGCUAGAGAAAACCGAAGAAACUCUUAAAACCGACGAAGAAAAACCAACUAAAAACUAA